UGUGAUGGGCGGACAUGUCAAGUCAUUGAGUUCCCGGCUGUGUAUCUCCUCAUGAGUCCGGGCAUAGAGUGACUGAGGGGGACAUUCGGGGGGCUCUCUGUCACCAUGGAUAAGGCGUCUGUAGUGAAGGCUGGAGCGGUGGCCAGUGCCAGUAUGUGUGUUGUGGUGGCCGGAGUGGUGCUGGCCCAGUAUAUAUUCACUGUGAAGAAGAAGACUGGCAGGAAGACUAAGAUCAUAGAGAUGAUGCCAGAAUUUCAGAAGAAAACCGUCCAUAUAAAGGAUCCAGCAAAAGUGGAAGAAAUAAUAUGUGGACUAAUAAAAGGAGGUGCUGCUAGGCUUCAGAUCAUAACAGAUUUUGAUAUGACCUUAAGCCGAUUUUCCCAUAAUGGAAAGAGGUGUCCCACAUGCCAUAAUGUUAUUGAUAACUGCAAAUAUGUAUCGGACGAAUGUCGAAAAAAGCUUUAUGAACUUAAAGACAAGUACUAUGCAAUUGAAAUUGACCCGGACCUUACAAUUAAAGAAAAAUAUCCAUACAUGAUUGAAUGGUAUACAAAAUCACACGCAUUAUUAAUUGAACAGGCUUUUCAGAAGGACAACUUGACAGAAGUUGUAAGGGAAUCUGACAUUAUGCUCAAGGAAGGUUAUGAAACCUUCUUUGAUAAGCUACAUGAACACGUCAUACCGGUGUUCAUUUUUUCAGCAGGACUUGGGGAUGUAUUGGAAGAAGCAAUACGUCAAGCUGGAGUCUACUACCCAAACGUCAAAGUCGUUUCCAACUUUAUGGACUUCGAUGAAAAUGGAGUUAUAAAGGGAUUCAAAGGUGAAUUAAUACAUGUUUACAACAAACAUGACGGUGCCUUGAAGAGAACAGAAUACUUCAAUCAGCUGAAAGAUAGCAGUAACAUCAUUCUCCUGGGAGACUCGCUGGGUGAUUUAACGAUGGCUGAUGGUGUAUCAAAUGUGGAAAAUAUCCUCAAAAUAGGAUACCUUAAUGAUAAGGUAGAGGAGUUAUUAGAGAAAUACAUGAACUCCUAUGACAUUGUUUUAGUGAAGGACGAAUCUCUGGAUGUGGCCAACUCCAUCCUGCAGAAGAUCCUGUGAGCUUAACUGGAUCUCCAACCCUCACUACUGACCAGCUGUGCUCUCGGAGCAGAGGGAGAUUUAUUUUAUUUUUGUUAAUGUAAAAAUAUUUAAUAGAAACAUUUUAGAAUUUCAAAGCACCUUACUUUCAGCAUUGCGCUGCUUUCCUCCACAAUUUUAUUAUUUUUGUACUCCACAAUGCCCAUGGCCUUCAGCUGAGAUGGGAAGCCUGUGGGCAAGCGAGGUUCACCACAGAUCUAGAAUGGCAUUCAUUCGGUCUGUGGAAAUACUAGAUGGUAACUGUUUUAUUUUCAUAUUCAGUUUUAGCUGUUGUAUUUUGUACAAGCAAAUUUUCCAAAGGCCAAAUAAUGUGCAUGUUCUGAAGUGCUGUUUGUACAGUUUUGUAUUCGUUAAAAUGUUCCACUAUAAAGUAUGCCACUUAAAAAUGU
This is a messenger RNA of Rana temporaria (common frog), 1529 nucleotides long. It is a transcript of the gene NT5C3A, whose product is annotated as 5'-nucleotidase, cytosolic IIIA. The transcript has 9 exons. The coding region runs from base 106 to 1101 and encodes 331 amino acids. Lineage: Eukaryota; Metazoa; Chordata; Amphibia; Anura; Ranidae. The record is from RefSeq and is a predicted model, not a curated record. Gene Ontology annotation, cellular component: cytoplasm. Gene Ontology annotation, molecular function: magnesium ion binding; 5'-nucleotidase activity.